AUAACCGUGUUUAUACACGAUGCAUCGAAUCAGAUUUUAAUAUGAAAAGAUAUUUUGGAUAGCCUUAUCAGACUUAGCAGAACAAUUAAUGUAUUGGUUUAUUUAGUCAAACCAGGUACUCUAUUGUUAUGUCUAGUCAAACUAUAUGGAAAAACUAGAACUGUCAUUAAUGAACUUUGUUAUUUUUAUAUUCUGUCUAUCAGAAUGCAAGCCAAAAAUAAAGGAAAGACAGUCGACCUUGUAAAGAAAUUCGAAUCAGGCCAAGUAACAAAUUCAAUUACGAGAAAUCCAAGACAAAAUGUUAUAAAGUUACCAAAUACGCUUAAUAAAAAUGAAUUCAAGGAAUGUGCAAACUUUAAAAAUGGAUCCAAUUUUUCAAAUAAAACCUCUUCACUUUUAAAACAAGCACAACCCACCGUAUCAACAGAAAAAAAAACUUUAGCAGAUAGUGAACCAAGCCAGGAAACUAAUACUGAAACGAUAAAACUAAACCCAACUAACAAAAACUCUAACGUUGAAAAUGCCAAUAUACGACCAAUACCAGCAAAGAGGCCAACUACAAAAAAUGAAGAUAAUAAAGCUAUAACUCAACCAACACCAAUCCCUAGAAAACCAUCCUACUUAAAUAAUGUUAAUCCUCCUGAGAAAAAGAAUAACGAUGAUGCGCCAGUUACAAAAGUUAAUGACAAUCAAAAUAAAUCAGCCGCAAUAAGAAAAAAUGAUGAACAAACAAAACAAAAUAUUAAAGACAAUAACAUAAAUUUAAACAUUAACCACGGUCGUUCUCAAAACAUAGUUUCGGGUAAAAAUCAAAAUAUCGAUUUAGGGAACAAGCGUCUUUUACAUAAACAACAGAUCUUAUCAUUACCUAAAGUUAAAGAAACUGAAGAUGAUAAAAACGAAAGUAAAACAUUCACGUUGGUUGAAGAAGUGCUGGAUGACGAUGAAAUCACAAAUGAAAUUUUGAAAAACUCGAUAUUUGACAACUUUGAUGAACUAGAUUUAGAAAACUAUUUAAAAGAAGCUGAAAAAAAAGAUCCGAGUGUUAUAUCGGUUGAUCCGGACUGUUGCACUGAAUCGUUCCAUAAACUUAAAAAUUAUCAUUUUCACAAUUCUCAUCAAAGUAUUUCUGAUAAUGGAAAUGAAAAAUCGUUUGAAAAUAAACAUAAAAGGACACCCUCUUCUUCUAAUAACUGCAAUAUACACACAACCUAUAGUUCAAAUGAAGCAAAAAUUCAUAUAAAAUUUGAUAACUAUACGAAUAUUGAGUUAGAAGAUGCAUUGCAACAGUUUCAUAAGUACUUGGAGACAAAAUUAAGUUCCAAUCACAGCAAUAGUUCACCAAGUAAACAAAUCUUUGAAAAACCAUCUCACAGAAAUUUUACUGACUCGAAAUCUAGAUUUUUUACUUGGAAUAAAAAGAUGGGACGAAGUAGCACGUGGAAUCAUCAAACCAGAAGACGGAUGCUUAAUCUUAAUAGCUUCGAAGAUUUGUCCGAAUCGUGCGAAAAGGACGCAGCUCCUUUAAAUAAAGAAAUGUUAAAUCCUCGAUUAAAUAGAUCUUACUCAUCUUCUGUAGUCGAAAGAAAAGAUUGUUCUAUACUGCAUUAUAAUGGCUCAACAUCGACGGUUAACACCGAUAAUAGCGACAUUGAAUUUGAAAGAAAUUCCCUUUCCAAAUGGAAGAGAAUGUUUAAAAGAUAUUCUAGCGGAGAUAGUUUAAAUAAAGGUACAGAACUAAAUGAAGAAAUUGGAAAAAAUGGCACUAAACGAAGAUGGCUUUUUAAAAAUAUUUUUUCGCCCAACAAACAUCGAAUUGAGAAAUAGAUUUUUAAUUAAAUAAAAUAAUCAAGAAAUAAAUUUUUUAAUCUAACAAAAACGGCGUUAAGAAAUUUUUAGACAAUCUAAAAUAGCAUUGAGAUUUUUCAAAAAUUGUAUUUUAUUGCAAUAUUUGCAUUUAGUAUAUUUUACGUUGGUACGUGAUAUAGUUA
This is a messenger RNA of Hydra vulgaris (swiftwater hydra), 1991 nucleotides long. RefSeq lists its product as uncharacterized. Lineage: Eukaryota; Metazoa; Cnidaria; Hydrozoa; Anthoathecata; Hydridae. The record is from RefSeq and is a predicted model, not a curated record.